Messenger RNA from Formica exsecta, 1381 nucleotides. It is a transcript of the gene Hou, whose product is annotated as glucose-induced degradation protein 8 homolog. The record is from RefSeq and is a predicted model, not a curated record. NCBI's taxonomy places the organism in Eukaryota, Metazoa, Arthropoda, Insecta, Hymenoptera, Formicidae. The transcript is spliced from 3 exons. Gene Ontology annotation, molecular function: protein binding. Bases 362 to 1051 code for a protein of 229 amino acids. Gene Ontology annotation, cellular component: cytoplasm; nucleus. Gene Ontology annotation, biological process: proteasome-mediated ubiquitin-dependent protein catabolic process.
UGCCAAUUGCGUUCUUACUCUUCUUUUACGUGUUCCAAGUCCUCAAUUUUGCUCCGAAUUCCUUAUUAAGGACAGCAAGUUAUAUUGCUUAGAAUAUCUUUGCGUCGUAGAAUUAUACUUUUACCCCGGCAAAUAUUCCGUAUAUGUUUUUUAUUGUGCGAUUUUUUUUUUUUGAGUAAGACGUAGAAUUACCGAGAAUUGUGCUUGGGAAAAGUGACAAUUCCUUUUGUUUUGAUUGAGCUUUCGCGUUUCGAACGAAUCAGCUGUUGCGAGCUGUUUCGAGCUGUUUCGAGAACUCUAACAGAUAGAGCAUAAUGUUAUAAGUGUUUUUAUACAAUCUGAGCCGAAUUUUUCAAAGAUAAUGAGCUCAUCUGAGAAAGGAGACGACAACCUACUUAAGGAUGAGUGGGUGGUGAAGCUGGAGGAGAGCGCCUAUAUGCAAAAACUGUCAAUGAAUAACCUAAUCAUGAAUUAUCUGGUGACAGGUUUCAAGGAAGCUGCUGAGAAGUUCCAACAGGAAUCGGGAGUGGGUCCAACGGUAGAACUGAGCUCUUUGGAUGAGAGAAUUCGUAUUCGAGACGCCAUACAAAAUGGUCGUAUUCAAGAAGCCACGAAUUUGGUGAACCAACUGCAUCCUGAAUUGUUGGAUAAUGAUAGAUAUCUCUACUUUCAUCUGCAACAAUUACACCUGAUAGAAUUGAUACGCACUGGUAGAGUCGAGGAAGCAUUGCAGUUUGCGCAGGAUCAACUUAGCGAAGCUGGAGAGUCAGACGAUAAUAUAUUGUGCGAGUUAGAACGUACCUUGGCAUUGUUGGCUUUUGAUGAACCGCAUAAGAGUCCUUUCAGCGAUCUUUUACAUCCAACACAUAGACAAAAAAUUGCAAGCGAGUUGAAUGCUGCUAUAUUGAAGAUGGAGCAUAGAGAAUCAACUAGCCCUCGGCUCAGUAAUUUGUUAAAAAUGAUACUGUGGGCUCAAGAUGAAUUAGAUAAGAAAAAAGUAAAAUACUCUAAGAUGACUGAUUUAGGUAGUGCUACAAUUGAGCAAAAGUAAUGUAGUAGUAGAGACUGGGAUAACUUCUCAGUUUUAUUUAUAAAUAAGAUAAACAUAUGAAAUUGACUUUAAAAUUAAUUAAUUGAUUAAUUUUGUGUAAAUGGCUGUUUAUAUUUUGUAGAAAAUUAUAUCUAAAUUUUAAUCUUAAAACAAUUUAAAACCAUUUAGAGGGGAUAGAAUUAUUAAUGUAUUAAUUAUAAAAUAUAAAAAUAUAAAAUAUAUAAAAAUAUAAUAGUUAUUAUAAUUGCUGUAACAAAUAAGAGUUAUUAUUGUAAUUCUUUCUCAUUUAUUUUUUGUAAUUUAAUAUUAAUAUAGUAUAAAAAGAACUGG